Durio zibethinus is the source of this 1111-nucleotide messenger RNA. RefSeq lists its product as uncharacterized. Lineage: Eukaryota; Viridiplantae; Streptophyta; Magnoliopsida; Malvales; Malvaceae. The record is from RefSeq and is a predicted model, not a curated record.
UAAAACGAUAAACCAAAGAGAGAGAAAGAGAGAGGGAUUGUUGGGUUUCUUUUUGGAAGAAGAAAUGAAGGGUGGUGAUCCAUGGAGCAGGCUAAAAUGCGCCGGGGGUGUACAAGAUAAGACGAUAAUCAACCGGAUAAUGCUCAGAUUCCGGCCGAUUGCUCCCAAACCGGUGACCGGAUGCUCAGUUUCCGGCGACUAUAUGUUUAGUAACAAGAACUUGUUUGUUAGUAGCAAGAGAGCAAAGAAAAAAUACGUUAGGGUUUGUAAGAAAAAUAAUAGGAAAAGAACAAUCUUGGGUGAAGCUAAAGAAGAUAAGGAUGAGAAGAAGAGUUUCGUUACUCUACAGCUCAUGCCAGAGAAAGCUGAUCUAGAGAAAUCAAUGGUUAUUGAAAGGUCAUGGGGUGGUGUUGAUGAUGAUCCAGAUCGAACGGUAGGUAAUAACUAUCAUUUUCAUGAGGACCCACCAUCGCUGUGCUUGAUGUUGAAGAAAAUGGUAGCAGCAGAUAACGUGGCGAAAAUUGGGUUCUUGGAUCAGACGGCGUUGAUAACCUCCUCCAAGAGGAGGGUGACGGUGGUGGAGUCGUGUGUGACGGUAGAGAGCGUGACGGACACUUGCAUGGAUGAAGGAGAGAUGGGGAAAUGUACGGACGUCGAGAAAAUGAAGAAUCUUGAGAAGGACACGUGUCCUGGUUUUGUAUCAGAUAGGUUGAAUCGGGUUUUCUGGGUUAACCAAGCUUAUAAAAACAUGGUAGGCUUGGACGGCGGGCAACAGGCUGAAAUCGCCGUGGGGUUGCUAGUAAAAGACGGGUUCAUGCUUCCGAACGGUGGUGCAUUUUCAUGCCGUGUAGGGUUGCAGUACGGCGAUGGAAAGGGUAAGAAGUACUCGAAAGUGGUUCCAUGCGAUGUGUGGAAGAUGAGCUACGGUGGAUUUGCGUGGAGGCUCGAUGUUAAGGCUGCUCUCAGCUUGGGACUCUAACAAAAGGAAAAAUCAAAGAAAUGAUUAUUUCCAUGGUUUUGCAGUUGUAAGGUGAUGUACACGAGGGAAGAGGGCGAGUGGAAGAAAGUAAGACAUGAAAGUAUAGAAACCGAAUUUAAAGGUCGAAAGCUA